Messenger RNA from Lolium perenne, 729 nucleotides. RefSeq lists its product as uncharacterized. The record is from RefSeq and is a predicted model, not a curated record. NCBI's taxonomy places the organism in Eukaryota, Viridiplantae, Streptophyta, Magnoliopsida, Poales, Poaceae. Gene Ontology annotation, cellular component: chloroplast thylakoid.
CCUCGUUAGCUUCACUACGGGAGCAGCAGCCACACACACACACCACUACCACCACACUCCGAACCGCACGCACGCCCGAGCCGAUCGCGCCGAGGCCACCAAGCCCCACACACGGCCAUGGCCAUCUGCGCCGCGUCCAGCCUCGCCCUCCACGCCGCGCCAUCCGCCGCACGGCGCCGCACCGUCGUCGUCGCCUCAGCCUCCACGGCGCGGUUCGACCGGCGCUCGGCCGUGCUCCUCCUACUGUCUGCAGCGGGGGCCGGGGCGGUGGCACCGUCCGCGAACGCCGCGGGCAGCAUCGGGUUCUUCGGCGUCCGGAAGAGGCUGGAGCGGGCGGAGGAGGCGGCGGUCGAGGCUGCGCGGGAGGUGGGGGAGGCGGCGGUGGAGGCCGCGGAGGCCGGCGGCGAGGCGGUGGCGGAGGUCGGGAAGGAGGUCGCCGGGGAGGGCAUGCAGCUGGUGGCAGAGGCUGGGCUCGCCGGCGACGCGCUCGUGCAGGCCGGGGCGGUCGCCGGCGCCGAGGCGCUCGGGGUGCUCGUCGGCUUGUCCGUCGUCAAUGGCAUCCUCAAGCCCGAGGCCUAGGUAGAGAUGGGUCGGCCCCGUGGCAUUUUUUGGCCCAUGCGAUGUUUGGGGUUUAGUGCUUGACUGGCUACUAUCUCGUUAUUUCUUCAUGGCUUUUAUGGUGUAAUAUGAGUAAGUUUUAUAUAGUGAUGGAUGCUCAUGGUUCCACUA